This is a messenger RNA of Anthostomella pinea, 384 nucleotides long. NCBI's taxonomy places the organism in Eukaryota, Fungi, Ascomycota, Sordariomycetes, Xylariales, Xylariaceae. The record is from the annotation of a GenBank genome assembly.
AUGCUUACCAUAGUCCUCCCAGUUCUCGCCUCGGCCCUCCGCGUGGCCGCUGGCCUCGUGGUUCAGCGAGACCCAGGAGACCCCGAUUUCUACAACACCGUGGCCGAGAUAUACUCAGGCCCAGACUGCGCUGUGGACAGCUUCGUGUGGGCCGACCCCAUCUUUGGGCGCGGCGGCGUGUGCCAGCCUCUCGACAGGAACAACAACACCCCAGAUAUCCUGAGCUACAGGCCUACCGCCAUCUAUCCAGACUGUACAGUUACCCUCUACACCGACUCGGAAUGUCAAAGCACGCCGUACACUGCAGUUGUGGGUGAAUGUGUGCAAGCAGGGGUCCCUCUUGUCAGUGCGUUCGUCCAGUGCCCUUUCUCGGACAAGCUUUGA